AUGGGAAGUAGUGAGAUGGAGAAAUCGGAUAAAGAGAAAGAACCUAAGACUCCUCCUCCACCUUCUUCUUCUACUCUUGCUACUUCACAGGAACCUUCUUCUGCUGUUAAUGCUGGAAUGGCUACUCCAGAUUGGUCUGGUUUCCAGGCUUAUUCUCCUAUGCCGCCUCAUGGUUACGUGGCUUCGAGUCCUCAACCUCACCCUUAUAUGUGGGGCGUUCAGCAUAUGAUGCCUCCUUAUGGAACACCGCCUCCUCAUCCUUAUGUUGCAAUGUAUCCUCCAGGUGGCAUGUACCCUCAUCCUUCAUUACCUCCGGGAUCUUAUCCAUAUAGUCCCUAUGCUAUGCCUUCUCCUAAUGGAAUGGCUGAAGCUUCUGUAAAUACUGGAAGUGGUACCGAGGGUGAUGCUACUAAACAAUCUGAUGGGAAGGAAAAGUUGCCAAUCAAAAGAUCAAAAGGAAGCUUGGGAAGUCUGAAUAUGAUUAUUGGAAAGAACAAUGAGACUGGGAAAAACUCCGGAGCAUCAGCUAAUGGAGCUUGUUCUAAAAGUGCUGAGAGUGCUUCUGAUGGUUCAAGUGAAGGAAGUGAUGCAAAUUCACAAAACGACUCUGGAUCUAGACACAACGAGAAGGAUGGUGAAAUAGCUUCAGAGGGUGGUGGUUCUGCUCAUGGACCACCCCGUAAUGGAAGUAAUCUACCGGCGAAUCAAGCCAUUACGGUUAUGCCAGUGUCGGCUACAGGUGUUCCGGGCCCACCAACAAAUUUAAACAUCGGAAUGGAUUAUUGGAGCGGUCAUGGGAAUGUUUCUACAGCAGUUCCUGGAGUUAUAGUAGAUGGUUCUCAAUCACAACCAUGGUUACAGGAUGAAAGAGAGCUUAAGCGACAGAGACGGAAGCAAUCCAAUAGGGAGUCUGCUCGUAGAUCCAGGUUGCGUAAACAGGCGGAAUGUGAUGAGCUAGCACAACGAGCAGAGGUGUUGAAUGGAGAAAACUUGAGUCUUAGAGCAGAAAUUAACAAACUUAAAAGCCAAUAUGAAGAGCUUCUUACUGAAAAUGGCUCUCUCAAGAACCGAUUUUCGUCAGUCCCGUCACUUGAAUUGGCCAAGAACGGCCAAGAACCAGUGACAAGCACACAUCAGGAUGUUUAA
Messenger RNA from Arabis nemorensis, 1146 nucleotides. The record is from the annotation of a GenBank genome assembly. Lineage: Eukaryota; Viridiplantae; Streptophyta; Magnoliopsida; Brassicales; Brassicaceae.